CUGAACUCAUGACUCCAUCACAAACAACCAUGGCCACCACUGCGACCGUGACGCGCGACCCCGACCUCGUGUCCGCGCUCAAUGCGCGCAACGCGACGUUUGCGACGCUCCUCUCCUUCAUCCCGCAGCAGUACUACAUUGGGCCGAGCGAGGAGCAGCUCGACAGCCGCUGGAUGAAGAACAAGAAGCGCAAGACGGGCGAAGAGAUCAAGGAGCACAAGCGGCGGGCGAAGCAGGAGAAGCUCGACCCCUCGAACCUCACGGCGGCGGUGGACGACGUGCCCGAGGUCUCGGAAGCGGGUGAUGCGGCGCUCCCGCCCGCCAUUCCCGCGCCCCUUCCCCCUGCUGCGUCGAUCAGCGACCUGCGCGAGCGCAUGCGGGCCAAGCUCGACCGGUUUAAGCGGAGCCGCGGGUUCGACGACGAUCCGCAGUCGCGCGACGCGCUCGAGGCGGCCGCGAGGCAGCGGCGCGGAGACAUGCGGGACAAGCGGAGGAAGGAGCGCAAGGAGGCGAUCAAGCGGCAGCGCGAGGAUGUGCAUGCCAAGCCGGCCAAGACGCAACUUAUCGUGCCCGAGAUCCGCAAGCAGGUGGACGACGUGAUUCUUCCGUCCGUCGCUCUGCCGUCUGCCAAGUCGACAAAGGUGCCGCUGAAGAAGCUGGCGAACCCGUCCCAGGCGCUGGCGCACCUCGAAAAGCACAACAGCAAGUUGGCGCAGCUGCCGGAGGAGAAGCGCAAGGCGGCGCUGGAACGCGACCUCUGGGCCAAGGCUGAGGCGCGUGCGGCGGGCACAAAGAUUGCAGACGAGGAGAAGGUGCUCAAGAAGGCGGUCAAGCGCGAGGAGAAGCGCAAGGCUAAGAGCGGCAAGGCAUGGAACGAGCGCAAGGAGCAGCUCGCCAAGGCGGCAGCAGCCAAGGCAGCCAAGCGCAACGACAACCUUGCGAGCCGGGCCGAGGGGAAGCGUAACAAGCGUCUGGGGAUCAAGGACAAGAGCAAGGACAAGAAGGUGGGAGGUAGCAAGGGCAAGGGCACGCCUGGGUUCGGGGGCAAGAAGGGGGGCAAGGGCAAGGGCGACAAGAGCGGCAAGGAUAAGAAGGCGCGCGCGGGGGCCAAGGCAUAGAGAGCGAGCGAGAGAG
Molecule: messenger RNA, 1134 nt
Organism: Cutaneotrichosporon oleaginosum
Lineage: Eukaryota; Fungi; Basidiomycota; Tremellomycetes; Trichosporonales; Trichosporonaceae
Biological process (GO): ribosomal large subunit biogenesis; ribosomal small subunit biogenesis
Cellular component (GO): nucleolus
Molecular function (GO): DNA binding; RNA binding
Source: RefSeq, a predicted model, not a curated record